AUGAAACUACAACACGUGCAGAGACAACGACGAUACACAACGACGAUACGUGAAGUUCCAACAACUACUGCGGGAACUACAACAACAGAAAGUGUAGCGACAACCACGCAAGGAGCAGUUACCACAUCACCUUCACAAACAACAGAACAUACAACGUCCCUGGCAAAUGAAACUACAACACGUGCAGAGACAACGACGAUACGUGAAGUUCCAACAACUACUGCGGGAACUACAACAGAAAGUGUAGCGACAACCACGCAAGGAGCAGUUACUACAUCACCUUCACAAACAACAGAACAUACAACGUCCCUGGCAAAUGAAACUACAACACGUGCAGAGACGACGAUACGUGAAAUUCCAACAACUACUGCGGGAACUACAACAACAGAAAGUGUAGCGACAACCACGCAAGGAGCACUUACCACAUCACCUUCACAAACAACAGAACAUACAGCGUCCCUGGCAAAUGAAACUACAACACGUGCAGAGACCACGAUACGUGAAAUUCCAACAACUACUGCUGGAUAUACAACAACAGAAAGUGUAGCGACAACCACGCAAGGAGCAGUUACCACAUCACCUUCACAAACAACAGAACAUACAACGUCCCUGGCAAAUGAAACUACAACUCGUGCAGAGACAACGAUACGUGAAGUUCCAACAACUACUGCGGGAGACGUUGUAUGUUCUGUUGUUUGUGAAGGUGAUGUGGUAACUGCUCCUUGCGUGGUUGUCGCUUACACUUUCUGUUGUUUGCCCACAACUACAACGCCAGUUCCAACAACUACAACGCCGGUUCCAACUACCACAACACCGCUUCCAACGACUACAACUCCAGUGCCAACAACAACGACACCGGUUCCAACGACUACAACGCCAGUUCCAACAACCACAACGCCAGUUCCAACAACCACAACACAACUUCCAACAACUACAACUCCUGUUCCAACAACUACAACACCUGUUCCAACAACUACAACGCCAGUUCCAACAACCACAACACCAGUUCCAACAACCACAACCCCGGUUCCAACGACUACAACUCCCGUGCCCACAACCACGACACCGGUUCCAACAACUACAACGCCAGUUCCAACAACUACAACACCGGUUCCAACAACCACAACACCGGUUCCAACGACUACAACACCAGUGCCCACAACAACGACACCGGUUCCAACGACUACAACGCCAGUUCCAACAACUACAACGCCGGUUCCAACAUCUACAACGCCAGUUCCUACAACCACAACACCACUUCCAACAACUACGACGCCAGUUCCAACAACCACGACACCUGUUCCAACAACUACAACGCCAGUUCUAACAACUACAACUCCGGUUCCAACAACCACAACACCAGUUCCAACAACUACAACGCCGGAUCCAACAACCACAACACCUGUUCCAACAUCUACAUCAAAUCCAACAACGACAUCGCCCGCAGAAACCACCACUGCAGAAACUACUAUAGAUGACUGUCCAACGGAUGUUGAUGAUCAAUGCUCCUCAACAACUACCACUCCUGUUCCCACAACUACAACGCCAGUUCCCACAACCACACCUGUUCCAACAACCACAACACCGGCUCCCACAACAACAACUCCUGUGUUAACAACCACAACACCGGUUCCAACCACAACGCCAGUUCCAACAACCACAACAGCGGUUCCAACAACCACAACACCGGUUCCCACAACUACAACUCCAGUUCCAACAACUACUACACCGGUUCCAACCACAACGCCUGUUCCAACAACCACAACAUCGGUUUCAACAACCACAACACCGGUACCAACAACUACAACGCCACUUCCGACAACUACAACGCCGGUUCCAACAACCACGACACCGGUUCCAACAACUACAACGCCAGUUCCAACAACUACAACUCCUGUUCCAACAACCACAACACCAGUUCCAACAACCACAACGCCUGUUCCAACAACUACAACUCCUGUUCCAACAACCACAACACCAGUUCCAACAACUACAACGCCAGUUCCAACAACCACAACACCAGUUCCAACAACUACAACUCCUGUUCCAACGACCACAACACCAGUUCCAACAACCACAACGCCUGUUCCAACAACUACAACUCCUGUUCCAACAACCACAACACCAGUUCCAACAACUACAACGCCAGUUCCAACAACCACAACACCAGUUCCAACAACCACAACGCCUGUUCCAACAACUACAACUCCUGUUCCAACAACCACAACACCAGUUCAAACAACUACAACGCCUGUUCCAACAACUACAACGCCGGUUCCAACAACCACAACACCGGUUCCAACGACUACAACUCCAGUGCCCACAACUACAACGCCAGUUCCAACAACUACAACGCCGGUUCCAACAACCACAACACCGGUUCCAACGACUACAACUCCAGUGCCAACAACAACGACACCGGUUCCAACGACUACAACGCCAGUUCCAACAACCACAACGCCAGUUUCGACAACUACAACGCCGGUUCCAACAACCACGACACCGGUUCCAACAACUACAACGCCAGUUCCAACAACCACAACACCAGUCCCAACAACCACAACACCAGUUCCAACGACUACAACUCCAGUGCCCACAACCACGACUCCGGUUCCAACAACUACAACGCCAGUUCCAACAACUACAACACCGGUUCCAACAACCACAACACCGGUUCCAACGACUACAACACCAGUGCCCACAACAACGACACCGGUUCCAACGACUACAACGCCAGUUCCAACAACUACAACGCCGGUUCCAACAUCUACAACGCCAGUUCCUACAACCACAACACCACUUCCAACAACUACGACGCCAGUUCCAACAACCACGACACCUGUUCCAACAACUACAACGCCAGUUCCAACAACUACAACUCCGGUUCCAACAACCACAACACCAGUUCCAACAACUACAACGCCGGAUCCAACAACCACAACACCUGUUCCAACAUCUACAUCAAAUCCAACAACGACAUCGCCCGCAGAAACCACCACUGCAGAAACUACUAUAGAUGACUGUCCAACGGAUGUUGAUGAUCAAUGCUCCUCAACAACUACCACUCCUGUUCCCACAACUACAACGCCAGUUCCCACAACCACACCUGUUCCAACAACCACAACACCGGCUCCCACAACAACAACUCCUGUGUUAACAACCACAACACCGGUUCCAACCACAACGCCAGUUCCAACAACCACAACAGCGGUUCCAACAACCACAACACCGGUUCCCACAACUACAACUCCAGUUCCAACAACUACUACACCGGUUCCAACCACAACGCCUGUUCCAACAACCACAACAUCGGUUUCAACAACCACAACACCGGUACCAACAACUACAACGCCACUUCCGACAACUACAACGCCGGUUCCAACAACCACGACACCGGUUCCAACAACUACAACGCCAGUUCCAACAACUACAACUCCUGUUCCAACAACCACAACACCAGUUCCAACAACCACAACGCCUGUUCCAACAACUACAACUCCUGUUCCAACAACCACAACACCAGUUCCAACAACUACAACGCCAGUUCCAACAACCACAACACCAGUUCCAACAACUACAACUCCUGUUCCAACGACCACAACACCAGUUCCAACAACCACAACGCCUGUUCCAACAACUACAACUCCUGUUCCAACAACCACAACACCAGUUCCAACAACUACAACGCCAGUUCCAACAACCACAACACCAGUUCCAACAACUACAACGCCGGAUCCAACAACCACAACACCUGUUCCAACAACUACAACGCCAGUUCCAACAACCACAACACCAGUCCCAACAACCACAACACCAGUUCCAACGACUACAACUCCCGUGCCCACAACCACGACACCGGUUCCAACAACUACAACGCCAGUUCCAACAACUACAACACCGGUUCCAACAACCACAACACCGGUUCCAACGACUACAACACCAGUGCCCACAACAACGACACCGGUUCCAACGACUACAACGCCAGUUCCAACAACUACAACGCCGGUUCCAACAUCUACAACGCCAGUUCCUACAACCACAACACCACUUCCAACAACUACGACGCCAGUUCCAACAACCACGACACCUGUUCCAACAACUACAACGCCAGUUCCAACAACUACAACUCCGGUUCCAACAACCACAACACCAGUUCCAACAACUACAACGCCGGAUCCAACAACCACAACACCUGUUCCAACAUCUACAUCAAAUCCAACAACGACAUCGCCCGCAGAAACCACCACUGCAGAAACUACUAUAGAUGACUGUCCAACGGAUGUUGAUGAUCAAUGCUCCUCAACAACUACCACUCCUGUUCCCACAACUACAACGCCAGUUCCCACAACCACACCUGUUCCAACAACCACAACACCGGCUCCCACAACAACAACUCCUGUGUUAACAACCACAACACCGGUUCCAACCACAACGCCAGUUCCAACAACCACAACAGCGGUUCCAACAACCACAACACCGGUUCCCACAACUACAACUCCAGUUCCAACAACUACUACACCGGUUCCAACCACAACGCCUGUUCCAACAACCACAACAUCGGUUUCAACAACCACAACACCGGUACCAACAACUACAACGCCAGUUCCCACAACCACGACACCUGUUCCAACAACCACAACACCGGUUCCAACAACCACAACACCGGUUCCCACAACUACAACUCCAGUUCCAACAACCACAACACCUAAACCAACCACCACAUCACCGAUUGCAACUACCACCACACCGGUUCCAACAACCACAACACCGGUUCCAACAACCACAACACCGGUUCCCACAACCACAACACCGGUUCCCACAACUACAACUCCAGUUCCAACAACCACAACACCGAAACCAACCCCCACAACACCGAUUGCAACUACCACCACACCGGUUCCAAUUACCACGACACCGGUUCCAACAACCACAACACCAAAACCUACUACUACAACACCGAAACCAACCACCACAACACCGAUUGCAACUACCACCACACCGGUUCCAAUUACCACGACACCGGUUCCAACAACCACAACACCAAAACCUACGACUACAACACCGAAACCAACCACCACAACACCGAUUGCAGUGACUACCACACCGGAUCCAACAACCACAACACCGGUUCCAACAACUACAACGCCAGUUCCCACAACCACGACACCUGCUCCAACAACUACAACGCCCGUUCCAACAACCACAACACCGGUUCCCACAACCACAACACCGGUUCCCACAACUACUACUCCAGUUCCAACAACCACAACACCGAAACCAACCACCACAACACCAAUUGCAACUACCACCACACCGGAUCCAACAACCACAACACCGGUUCCAACAACUACAACGCCAGUUCCCACAACCACGACACCUGCUCCAACAACUACAACGCCCGUUCCAACAACCACAACACCGGUUCCCACAACCACAACACCGGUUCCCACAACUACAACUCCAGUUCCAACAACCACAACACCGAAACCAACCACCACAACACCGAUUGCAACUACCACCACACCGGUUCCAAUUACCACGACACCGGUUCCAACAACCACAACACCAAAACCUACUACUACAACACCGAAACCAACCACCACAACACCGAUUGCAGUGACUACCACACCGGUUCCAACAACUACAACGCCAGCGCUAACAACAACGACACCAGUUCCAACAACUAUGGGACCUACAACACCUCCUGACAACCAAUGCCCUAUAAUUAAGCCUCCUGCUGUAACAACAACUGCUCCAAUCCAAUGUAACUCAAGCGCAACCAUACAAGAAUCUACUUGUGACACCGUAACUGUUAUUAUCAAAAUAGGGGAGUCCACUGUGACGCUUGAUGUUGGAGAUUCUACUACCAUUAUAAUGAACACAGACGACGUGGGUAAAUGUACGGGAAUUAAUGGUUGCCAAGGUGUGCAGUGCAUAUCGACUACUCCUGUGGAUCCUACAAAUUGUGGUUUCAAUUGCGAUCCUUCUGUGGUAAUCACAUUACCAAACUCAACUCCAAGUCUGGUCGUAAUUCCAUCAAAUGAUAGUAUCUCAACAUCAGUUAUAAUAAAUCCUCCAAAGUUAAGUACGAAAAUGUUUUCUCGUUCAAUAAUUUCGCCACGUUAUGUUGACGAUAACGAAUUUAGGUGUCCAGGAGUUGGAAAAUAUCCAGAUGAAGUUUAUUGUAAUAUCUAUUACUUGUGUUUGAACAAUAGUUUAUUUGGUAGUAAACAAUAUUGCGUUGACGGAAGCAAUUUCGACGCAAAAAGUAAACGCUGUACCGCAUCACCUGUGCAGUGCCCCGGAGAACCAGAUUUGGAAUGUGCCUUUGUGGGGUACCAUUCGCAUCCGUUGUACUGCAACAGAUACUAUUUGUGCACUUGGAAUGCGAGCGAUCAAAUGUACGACGUGCAACACUACCGCUGUCCAAAUCAACACAAAUUUGAUGCAGGAAUACUGCAGUGUAAGACCGAAAAUGUAGAAUGUUCUCCGUAUUCCACUAUAGAAAUUCCUUUGAACGAACAACCGCAGUUCACUUGCGAAGCGAACGGGCUGUACGAAAACGAAUACGACUGUACAGAAUACUACCUUUGUCGGCACUCAAAUCCAGUGGCUAUAAGGAAGAAAUGCCAAGGUGAAAUGUAUUUCGACAGACUACGUAAAAUAUGUAUGAAUAAGGAAGAAGUGCAUUGUCCGAUAAGCGUGGCGAAUUCUUAGAGCUCCCACCAGAAGAAUUCCGACCACCUACUAUCAAGUACCUAUACUCUUUAUACCUAAGUUAGGUGCGGUCAAAAUUUUCACCCAUUGCGGCGCACGCAAUAGUGAUAGUGAAAGUUUUGCCUCUCAAACAAUAAAUGCAUAACAUUUUGA
Messenger RNA from Photinus pyralis (common eastern firefly), 6870 nucleotides. RefSeq names its product mucin-2-like. Gene Ontology annotation, cellular component: extracellular region. The coding region runs from base 1 to 6717 and encodes 2238 amino acids. NCBI's taxonomy places the organism in Eukaryota, Metazoa, Arthropoda, Insecta, Coleoptera, Lampyridae. The record is from RefSeq and is a predicted model, not a curated record. Gene Ontology annotation, molecular function: chitin binding. The transcript has 4 exons.